Molecule: messenger RNA, 1224 nt
Organism: Microdochium trichocladiopsis
Lineage: Eukaryota; Fungi; Ascomycota; Sordariomycetes; Xylariales; Microdochiaceae
Product: cyclin-like protein
Exons: 1
Coding region: 1-1224 (407 amino acids)
Biological process (GO): mitotic cell cycle phase transition; regulation of cyclin-dependent protein serine/threonine kinase activity
Cellular component (GO): centrosome; nucleus; cytoplasm
Molecular function (GO): cyclin-dependent protein serine/threonine kinase regulator activity
Source: RefSeq, a predicted model, not a curated record
AUGGCCUAUCCCAAGUCAGCCGAUUGCGGCUUCUUCGUCGAAGGCGACGAGCCCCGCUACGCCCGCAUCACUCCCAAGGACGCCGCGAAGAUGCUUGCCCGCAACAGACAGGAGAUGAUCGCAAACGAGCUGUCUCGCCUAGCUCACGACGAGUACAUUGAAGACAUCAUGCAGCACAUGGCUGUGAUGGAGAACGAGACGCUCCCCGACGCCAACCUCAUUGACAUGCAGCGCGAGAUCCAGUGGUUCAUGCGCCCAUACCUCAUCGACUUCCUCAUUGAGGCCCACGCCGCGUUCGCUCUCCUGCCUGAAACUCUCUUCCUGACUGUGAACCUCCUGGACAGGUACUGCUCAAAGCGUGUUGUGUAUAAGCAGCACUACCAGCUUGUGGGCUGUGCCGCCCUCCUCAUCGCCGCCAAGUACGGCGACAAGAAGGACCGUGUUCCUCAGAUCAACGAGCUCAACAACAUGUGCUGUGGCCUGUACGAUUCUGGCAUGUUUACGCAGAUGGAGAUGCACGUUCUCAACACGCUCGAGUGGUCGAUUGGCCACCCAACUGUCGACUUCUUCUCUCAGCUCAUUGUGGUUGAGCGUGCUGACGACCGUGAAGUUGAGAACAUGGCUGCCUACCUCUCCGAGAUCGCUUUGUACCACCGCGACUUUGUCUCGACCAAGCCCUCGGCCAUGGCUCGUGCCUCCCUCACGCUCGCCCGUGCCAUCCUGGGACGCCCGGCCAUUAGCGAAGGCGAGUGGGAUCAGGCCGACAACGAGACGGUCCAGCUGCUCUCGAAACACGUCCAUCAACCAUCGAUGACAUUGUCUCGCAAGUACGCCGCUCCCAACCUCUCGAGAGCCUCGACCCUACUCGCCGACUUUCUGGCACAUCAGGCCGAGCUCCAGCGGCGCCAACUCAGUCCUCCCUCGCCGCCGUCCGAGUCGAUGCUCCACCCCCAGCACGCCAACAUCUACAGCACGCCCCAGAAGGGUCACAACAACGCCACCAUGAAUGUCACAGACGGGUACAUCACUCCUCCCAUCACUCCCGAUGGCGCAUGGCCUGUGGUUACGGAUCCUAUGAACAAAUACGUUCCUCCGCGAUGCCCCGUUACCCCGACCCAACACUCUCAACAACAUAUGACUGUCUACCCUCCGCAGCAGCAGCAGGCGCACCACUACACAGCCUAUGUACAUGAAGAUUACAGCGGUCACAUGAUGUCUCAAUGA